Corythoichthys intestinalis (scribbled pipefish) is the source of this 6026-nucleotide messenger RNA. RefSeq names its product TBC1 domain family, member 20 (gene tbc1d20). The coding region runs from base 355 to 1527 and encodes 390 amino acids. The record is from RefSeq and is a predicted model, not a curated record. Gene Ontology annotation, cellular component: endoplasmic reticulum membrane. Lineage: Eukaryota; Metazoa; Chordata; Actinopteri; Syngnathiformes; Syngnathidae. Gene Ontology annotation, molecular function: GTPase activator activity. The transcript is spliced from 8 exons. Gene Ontology annotation, biological process: endoplasmic reticulum to Golgi vesicle-mediated transport; positive regulation of GTPase activity.
AGCUAGCUUCCGGCUGUGACGUAUUACUCCGCCACCGGUCAUUCUGGCCGCCAAAACAAACAUGUAACGUCACUAGUUUCAUCACGAAAACCACCAUCCGACAGGCCGACUAAUGAUGGACAAGUUAGGAGAGACGUUGAUGUUGGUGGUGAAGCAGUGCGAGGUAACGUGGACGCGGAACGUGGUGUAACGGCGGGUUCACGACGACGAUCCAAGACGCGGGCCGUGCUAGCCUAAUAGGCUUCCGUGCUAGCCGAGCAGAUGGCAGUCCCGAAAGAUUAAGUCUAGCACUUGGCCUCAGAAGUCAACGCGAAAAAUGUCAGUCUGAACAAGCUACUUAACUACAAGGGCAACAUGAAGACAUCCAGAACUGCCACCGCCUCGUCACUGGUAAAUGGGAAUCAAAGUGACGAGAGGCGGCAGAGGAAGAUGGCAGACAUCGCUCAAGCCUUGCAAGCGAGUCCAGCGGACGUGGCGGCCCUCAGGAGGAUGGCCAUUAGCGAGGGUGGCCUGCUUACGGACGAGUUGCGCUGUCAGGUUUGGCCGCGCCUCCUCAACGUCCCGCCCAACAUCUUGGAGCAGGAGCCAGAGAUAGUGGAGCGGAACAACAACAAGGACUAUAACCAGGUGCUAUUGGAUGUUCAGCGGUCACUACGAAGGUUCCCUCCAGGUAUGCCGGAUGAGCAGCGCGAGGGUCUCCAGGAGGAACUUAUAGACAUCAUCCUCCGCGUGCUAAAGCGGAAUCCUCAGUUGCACUACUACCAAGGUUACCACGACAUCGUGGUCACCUUUCUCCUCGUCCUGGGCGAGCGCUUGGCCACCGCCCUCGUGGAAAAACUCUCGACGCAUCACCUCAGGGACUUCAUGGACCCCACCAUGGACAACACCAAACACAUCCUCAACUACCUGAUGCCCAUCAUCGAGAGGGUUAACCCCGAGGUGCAUGAUUUCAUGCAACAGGCUGAGGUGGGCACCGUUUUUGCGCUCAGCUGGCUGAUCACCUGGUUCGGUCACGUACUGUCAGACUUCCGCCACGUGGUACGGUUGUACGACUUCUUCCUGGCCUGCCACCCGCUCAUGCCUAUUUACUUCGCAGCCGUGAUCGUACUGUACAGAGAAGAGGAAGUGCUGGAAUGCGAGUGCGACAUGGCGAUGGUCCAUCACCUGCUGUCUCAGAUCCCUCAGGAUCUGCCCUACGAGACCCUCAUCAGCCGGGCAGGGGAUCUGUUUGUUCAGUUUCCCCCAUCCGAGCUAGCUAGAGAGGCCGCCACGCACGAUUGCAUGGCGACCACCACCUUUAAGGACUUUGACCUGGCUUCGACGCAACAGCGACCCGACUCGGUGCUCCGUCGUCGGCGGAAGCAGCAGCAAGAGGUGCCCGAGCGCUCGGUAGUGGCCCGACCGUCUGUGACGCGCCGCUUCGUACGCUUGGCGGUAAUGGGCCUGACUGUGGCUUUGGGGGCGGCGGCGCUGGCUGUGGUCAACACCGCCCUUGAGUGGGCCCCCAAGCUGGACCUUUUUCCGUGAACUAGGGACACACCAGCACCAGUCAGUUACUUUUCCUCUUUACAACCCUAACUAAAUGAAGGACAUCUUAAAGAUCAUUACAGUAAUCUCCGCCAGGGACAUGUAGAGGCCACAUAAGAGCUUUGUAAUUGCCUAUAAAUUCCACAAGAUGGUAGCAAAGCACGACUAUUCUUCUGAAUUAAAUUUCUCAACUCACUUAGCGACUGACUUAUUUUCUCGGCAGCAAAGACAUUUUUUUCUUAACCUGAACACAAAAACAGAAAGUUAUGGGUUUACUCUAGUAAUACCUUUAUUUAUGAGUUUCAAUCAGUCUGGUACUGAGCUUGAAAUCAGUGUAAUCUUGACUCAUUCACCGUCAUUGGCAGGGAUAGGAUUGGACAUCUAUCGAUGGCAGCCAAUGACGAAAUAUCCUAUAAAACUGACCACUGGAAUUUCUGUUUCCACCCUUUGGCAGUGCUUUGCGCCAUCUUGUGGCAAUUUACGGUGUUUUACAAAAAGCACACACAACAUGGAUUGGCUAGAUUUAAAAGGUUCCAUAAAGGGAACUGAAGUGUGAACAUCUUUGGGAUUACUGUACAUCAGAACUGACAAUUUCUUAGUCUUCUUGUUAUUGUAACGACUGAGUUAUUCUUAUAGAAAUCUAAGAUUAUGGCCUUAGCAGCCACUUAGACACAUGUUGACUGUGUGUUAUUUACAUUGAUGAGGUAUUUGAUAUCAGGAAAAAGACCAAAUGAAGGAUUAUUAAGAUCCUUUUCACCAGUUUCUUAUAAUAAGCUGUAAAGAAAUGGCACACUGAUAAUAUCAUUUCACUCCAAAUCUCCAAGCGUCACCGUCCGCCUGUUUUUUAGAGUUGCUAUGUUGACAUUCCUUCAGCUAUCGGUGGUGAGGUCAUAUACGUUUCAUAAGCCGAGAUGGUGUCUGGGAAGCUGAACAGGUUUUGGAGCUGCUGGGAACACCCAACAAGGUAAUCAUAGUAUGUGCAACAUAUUAUACGAGUAACAUCAUCUGUUGAAAACUAUUGUUCUUGAUAUUUAAACAACAGCGCUUUGGUUUUACUUCCCGUUACCACACGGGGCAGACACACCCACACACUUUGAGAAUCACUGCCUGUCAAAUACGUUCAUGUUUUGAUUGUUAAGUUGUUAGCACUUUUGUCACCACUGCUUAGCCUACAAGUGACAUACGUGAUGUAGCUUGUGGGGUCGCGUCCACACAACGUUUUCUUUUUUCCGUCAAUGUUUCAAAACACUGGACAGCCUGCUAACUGAAAAUUUGGGGGAAAAAGUUGACGCGUUUGCCAUCGUUAUUCAUGUUGCACUAGAUUUUUCAGCCUUUUUUGUUUGUUUUAAUAAAUAUAUUCUAGUAAUGUAAAAUUGUACUGUACAAGAGAAUGCUAAUAAACAUGAAAGGAGGAGUUUUGAGUGUUUUCGUAAGAAUUUACAGUUCACAGGUGUCCUCAAAGCAGCUGACGGUGGAAAACAGGACAUCACGUUGGAUGAUGGAAUAGUUUGCGUAGUUUUUUCUUUCCUGGUUUUAUCCCGCGUAGGGGAACCCUGGGCUUAACCUUGGGCUCAUCCUGAAGAGAGGUGUAAAUGUGAUCGAUGGUCUCUGGUUGGUUGUCUGUUUGCAGCAUUUGCAAGGCUUCCAGUUGGUCCGCUACCUGAAACUUUAGCAUAUAAGAAACAAAAAAAAAAACUGAACACACUCAAUGAGAAUGAAUUCGACAAAAUCUUGGCCAAAUUCAUCGGUGAAUUGUUAAAGCGAUCCUCUAUUUAAAGACAAGUAAUUCUUAAAAGAUAAAUGUUAGUAUAAGUUAUAAAUAGUAAUAGUAAUUAAUCGCAAUUAAACAGAUUAAACAAUUAAUCGUAAUUCAAACCAUCUAUAAAAUAUGCCAUAUUUUUCUGUAAACUUGUGGAAUGGAAAGAUAAGACAUGAUGGAUAUAUACAUUAAACAUAUGGUACAUUAGGACUGUAUUUGUUUAUUAUAACAAUAAAUCAACAAGAUGGGAUUAACAUUAUUAACAUUCUGUUAAAGCGAUCCAUGGAUAGAAAGACUUGUAGUUCUUAAAAGAUAAAUGUUCGUACAAGUUAUAGAAAUUUUAUAUUAAAACCUCUCAAUGUUUUCAUUUUAAUAAAACUUGUAAAAUUUUCAAUCAAAAAAUAAACUAGUAGCCCGCCAUUGUUGAUGUCAAUAAUUACACCAUGCUCACUCAUGGAACUAACCCAUAAAAUCAGUUGGACCCAAACGCCAGCACAGGGUGCCAAACACCAAAGAACAAGUAACAAGCGAACAUUAUACUGUACUGUCAUUUUAGUCUGUUUGAGCAGGGCAUGUGCGUUAAUUGCGUCAAAUAUUUUAACGUGAUUAAUUUAAAAAAUUAAUUACUGCCCGCUAACGCGAUAAUUUUGGCAGCCCUAAUUUUUAUGUAUUAUAGAAGAUUUAUGUCUGAAUUUUGGGGGGCUUGGAACAGAUUAGCGCAUUUAAAUGGAAAACCCGUCUCUACUUAUAGAAUUUUCAAGUUAAAAAACUACUCCCAGAACCAAUCAAUUUCGUAAGUAGAGGUAUCACUAUACUUGAGUAUUCCUUACACCAAAUAAUUUUUUAAUUGUACUUGAGUCCAUUUUUUGUAUGACUUUUACUUGAGUAAUAUAACUUUCAAGUAACACUACUGUUACUCGAGUAACAUUUUUUGGCUUCUCUACCCAUCUCUGAUUCGACUCAAGAUGGACAGAGCUACCAAAUUACCUGUUCCUGAACAGAACUGGAUUUGUUAGUUGAUUUCACCUCCUUAAAAAGAAACGUAGCAGCCGCCUCCCGAUGAAUCCGAACCGCCUCGUCCCCGACUGGCUUGUGGGCUUCAGGGACACUGUAAUCCCUCGGCCUCUCCUCGCUGCACUGCCUACAUCCAGGACGAGUUGGCUGGUUGAUGAAUGUACACCUUGGGCACGCCCAGCCCGUCUGAGAAAGACAGUGCAAUUUCUCAAUUUCUAUGCGCACGAGAGGUAGCUAUGGAACGGACGAAAUGCUGACCUGACGCUUGGGAGGUUUAGGAGGAGGAGGAGGACGAAGAAGAGAAGGAGUACGAAGAAGCGAAGGAGGAGGAGGAGCAGACGGCACUACUUCUGAUGAGGACUCCUUCCUAUCAUUCCCUUCAGGAUUUACUUUAAUCACCUCUCUUGACUCUGUGAGACCUGGGAAGAGAUGACAAUCACAUGUCUGCCUGGAACAAGUUUCUCCAAACAAGAUUAGUUUUUGAAAAGCAAUGCCAAGAAAUGCCUGGUUAUAACUCUGAACUCCUUGAGCAUAAAUUCAACUAAAUUCAGAGAAAAUAUCGGAAGGGCAUUGGAUUGGAACUCAGAAGCAACAAAGCUAUAUUCAGUGGACCAUAGACUUCACUAUCGGUUGACGGGACACGGGACCGAUUCGUAGAGGGCCUGUUUUCAAAAACUUAAAAUUCAAAUAUUUUCAAAACCAAACCCACGAGUGGCCUAAAUCCAAAACGGGCACCUCCCUUUGGUGUAUACAGUGGCGGACUUGGACAUUUUAGGGCCUAAGGCGAACAUAUCCAGGAGCCCUCUUCAUGGUCCUGAUUAGUCAGCCGACUAGUUUUACGAUUCGUCGUCUAAUCUAGUAAUUUUCUUUUUUUUUUUUUUUACUAAUUUAGCAAUUAAAUUUUUGUUGACGCUUAUUAAUUCACAAAGCUAUUUUGGAACACUGAAAUUCUUUAUUAAAGUACAAAUAAUCAUGUAAAUAACAAUAAUUAAUCACAAAUCAAACAAUUAGGUUAAAUGCUGAUAGCAUUUACUAGUGCAAAAGAAUGGAAAGUAAACGGAUUCAGAACACUGACUUUGCCUUUCCAACAUAAUUCAAAACAAUUCUGAAAAAAAAAUUCUACCAUUAUCAUUAAAGUAUACUACUAUAUAUAAUAGUAGUAUAAUAAUUAUUCAUUGCCAAUCAUAUUUGUCACAAAGAGUGUCAUUUGAAAGCUAUUCUUAGUAUAGAAUCUGUAUUCCGUAGUAUUUACUCUACAUAUUAUAUUAAUUCUGAAGUAUGUGGGAUUAACUCCAGAAAUCGUUAUUUAUAUGAUAUCCAUGAUGUGCUUUUAUUUUGAAAUGUUCACCGGAGGUACGUUUGCUAAACCGCUAACCGAAAGCUUUACACUCUGUAAAAAACAUUCUUCGUCAUUGCUUGUGGUGUCACUAAUAGAUUAUUUUUUUUUUUUCCUUAGCAAAUGCUGUUAACCAGCUGUUGAGUGUUAUUGUAUGAUUGAUUGGAACUGUACUGCAUUGUUUCGCCACAGGGUGGCCUGUCGUGUAGUUUAUGUUCGGUGUGAAGAAGAAGAAAGUUAAAAGAGGCAUUUGCGGCAUGUUCUCAACGUCUUCCUAACUGCACUUUUGCGAGCACGUUCGCUCAUGUGUUCGAAAUAAACGAUAGCCGACGUGCAAAGUAGCAAGUGAGCUGUAAAAAUAGCGAGCUUAGUGGCGUGAAAAAUGUGGGG